CCUGAGGCUUCGGCAGGCGGGCGGGGAUCGCCGCCGUUCGGAAGGGGAGAGCGUGCCGGGGGAAGGCGGGCCGGCGUUCGGCUGUGUGUGCCGGUGGGCAGGGGGCUGGUUAUCAUGGCGGAUCGGACGGCUCCGCGCUGCCAGCUCCGGCUGGAGUGGGUGUACGGCUACCGGGGCCACCAGUGCCGCAACAACCUGUACUACACGGCAGGGAAAGAGGUGGUGUACUUCGUGGCUGGAGUCGGCGUGGUUUACAACACCAGGGAGCACAGCCAGAAAUUCUUCCUCGGGCACAACGAUGAUAUUAUCAGCCUCGCAGUUCACCCGGAUAAAACGUUGGUAGCCACAGGGCAGGUUGGGAAGGAUCCCUACAUUUGCAUCUGGGAUUCCUACCGUGUCCAGACCGUGUCUGUCCUGAAGGAUGCGCACACGCACGGAGUCGCCUGCCUGGCCUUCGACUCGGAUGGCCAGCGUUUGGCUUCUGUGGGACUGGAUGCCAAAAACACGGUGUGUAUUUGGGACUGGAAGAGAGGAAAGCUCCUGGCGACAGCUACAGGCCAUUCCGACAGGAUAUUUGAUAUUUCCUGGGAUCAAUAUCAGCCAAACAGAAUUGUCAGCUGUGGAGUAAAACACAUAAAGUUUUGGACAUUGUGUGGAAACGCCCUGACAGCAAAAAGAGGAAUAUUUGGUAAAACAGGAGAUCUCCAAACAAUCCUGUGUUUAGCCUGUGCUAAAGAAGACAUCACCUACUCUGGGGCUUUAAAUGGAGACAUCUAUGUUUGGAAAGGGCUCAACUUGGUCCGCACAAUUCAAGGAGCACACAGUGCUGGAAUUUUUAGUAUGUAUGCUUGUGAAGAAGGCUUUGCCACUGGAGGGAGAGAUGGCUGCAUUCGGUUGUGGGACACCGAGUUCAAACCAAUUACUAAAAUUGAUCUCAGGGAGACUGAACAAGGAUACAAAGGACUGUCCAUCCGCAGCGUGUGCUGGAAAGCCGACAGGCUCCUGGCGGGGACGCAGGACAGCGAGAUCUUCGAGGUGCUCGUCAGGGAGAGGGACAAACCCAUGCUGAUCAUGCAGGGCCACUGUGAGGGGGAGCUCUGGGCCCUGGCCGUGCAUCCCAAGAAGCCUUUGGCGGUCACCGGCAGCGACGAUCGCUCCGUGCGGUUGUGGAGCCUUGCUGACCACGCGCUGAUUGCUCGCUGCAAUAUGGAAGAGGCCGUACGGAGCGUGUCCUUCAGUCCUGACGGAUCCCAGCUGGCACUUGGGAUGAAGGAUGGCUCCUUCAUUGUCCUCAGAGUAAGGGACAUGACCGAGGUGGUUCACAUCAAGGACCGCAAGGAGGUGAUCCAUGAGAUGAAGUUUUCCCCGGACGGCUCCUACCUGGCCGUGGGCUCCAACGAUGGCCCCGUGGACAUCUACGCCGUAGCCCAGAGAUAUAAAAAAAUCGGGGAAUGCAACAAAUCCUCCAGUUUCAUCACUCACAUCGACUGGUCUGUGGACAGCAAGUUCCUGCAGACCAAUGAUGGUGCUGGAGAGAGGCUCUUCUACAAGAUGCCCUCUGGGAAGCAUCUAACGAGCAAAGAUGAGAUCAAAGGAAUUCACUGGGCCUCAUGGACCUGUGUGAUAGGAUCUGAAGUGAGUGGAAUUUGGCCAAAAUACACAAACAUCACAAAUGUCAACUCUGUGGAUGGGAAUUACAACAGCUCCGUGCUGGUGACUGGUGAUGACUUUGGGCUGGUGAAAUUAUUCAGAUUUCCGUGCCUAAAGAAAGGAGCUAAAUUCAGGAAAUAUGUUGGCCACUCAGCCCACGUCACCAAUGUGCGCUGGUCCCACGAUUUCCAGUGGGUUUUGAGCACAGGAGGUGCUGAUCACUCUGUUUUUCAGUGGAGAUUUGUUCCAGAAGGGAUAACCAAUGGCAUCCUGGAAGCCUCUCCACAAGAGGGCGGUGUUGAUUCCUACAGUGAGGAAUCGGAUUCAGAUUUAUCCGACGUGCCAGAGCUGGAUUCUGACAUUGAGCAGGAAGCCCAAAUCAACUAUGAUCGCCAGGUUUACAAAGAAGACCUACCUCAGCUGAAACAGCAAAGUAAAGAGAAAAACCAUUCUGUGCCCUUCCUUAAGAGAGAGCGAGCGCCCGAGGACAGCUUGAAGCUGCAGUUUAUACAUGGGUACAGGGGCUAUGACUGCAGGAACAACCUGUUCUACACUCAGGCAGGAGAGGUGGUUUAUCACAUCGCCGCCGUGGCCGUCGUCUACAACCGGCAGCAGCACUCGCAGCGCCUCUACCUCGGCCACGACGACGACAUCCUCAGCCUCAGCAUCCACCCCAUCAAGGACUAUGUGGCUACUGGGCAGGUUGGAAGAGAUGCUGCCAUCCAUGUUUGGGACACCCAGACCCUGAAGUGUUUGUCAUUGCUCAAAGGCCAGCACCAGAGAGGAGUGUGUGCACUGGAUUUUUCAGCUGAUGGGAAAUGUUUGGCAUCUGUUGGGCUGGAUGAUAACCAUGCCAUUGUGUUCUGGGACUGGAAAAAGGGAGAAAAGCUGGCAACAACCAGGGGCCAUAAAGAUAAAAUAUUUGUAGUGAAGUGUAAUCCACAUCAUGUGGACAGACUGGUCACGGUUGGGAUGAAGCACAUCAAAUUUUGGCAGCAAACAGGGGGAGGCUUCACCUCCAAACGGGGCACGUUUGGGAGCGUGGGGAAGCUGGAGACCAUGAUGAGCGUCUCGUACGGGCGCGUGGAGGAGCUGGUGUUCUCUGGGGCUGCCACUGGUGACAUCUACAUCUGGAAGGAGACCCUGCUGCUGAGGACAGUGAAGGCCCAUGAUGGACCUGUGUUUGCCAUGCAUGCACUGGACAAGGGCUUUGUGACGGGUGGAAAAGAUGGAAUUGUGGCCCUCUGGGAUGAUAUGUUUGAGAGAUGUCUGAAGACAUAUGCUAUUAAAAGAGCAGCACUCUCUGCUAGUUCUAAAGGUUUACUUUUAGAAGACAACCCUUCCAUCCGAGCCAUCAGCCUGGGACAUGGGCACAUCCUGGUAGGAACUAAAAAUGGAGAAAUACUUGAAAUUGAUAAAAGUGGGCCUAUGACUCUGCUUGUUCAGGGCCAUAUGGAAGGAGAAGUGUGGGGCUUGGCUGCUCAUCCUCUCCUGCCCGUCUGCGCCACCGUGAGCGAUGACAAAACCCUGCGCAUCUGGGAGCUCUCGUCACAGCACCGCAUGCUGGCAGUGAGGAAGCUCAAAAAAGGCGGGCGCUGCUGUGCCUUUUCUCCGGACGGGAAGGCGCUGGCGGUGGGGCUGAACGACGGCAGCUUUCUGGUGGUCAACGCCGACACCGUGGAGGACAUGGUCUCCUUCCACCACAGGAAGGAGAUGAUCUCGGAUAUAAAGUUUUCACGAGAAUCAGGAAAGUACCUGGCUGUGGCUUCCCACGAUAACUUUGUAGAUAUUUACAAUGUCCUUACCAGCAAAAGAGUUGGCAUUUGCAAAGGUGCCUCGAGCUACAUCACCCACAUCGACUGGGACUCCAGAGGAAAGUUAUUGCAAGUCAAUUCUGGUGCCAAAGAGCAACUGUUUUUUGAAGCACCGAGGGGGAAAAGACAUAUCAUAAGAAUUGCUGAGAUAGAGAAGAUUGAAUGGGACACCUGGACAUGUGUGCUUGGUCCCACCUGUGAGGGAAUCUGGCCCAUGCACAGCGAUGUCACCGUUGUCAACGCGGCCAGUCUCACAAAGGACAGAAGCCUCUUGGCCACGGGAGAUGAUUUUGGCUUUGUGAAGCUCUUUUCCUACCCAGUGAAGGGCCAGCAUGCCAAGUUCAAGAAGUACGUGGGGCACAGUGCCCAGGUGACCAACGUGCAGUGGCUGCACAACGACUCCGUGCUCCUCACCGUCGGCGGCGCCGACACCGCACUCAUGAUCUGGACCAGGGAGUUCCUGGGCAUCCAGGAGAGCAAGCUGGUGGACAGUGAAGAGUCAGACACAGAUGCAGAAGAAGAUGGAGGUUAUGAUAGUGAUGUUGCAAGAGAAAAAGCAAUUGACUACACCACUAAGAUCUAUGCAGUGAGCAUCCGAGAAAUGGAGGGCACAAAACCCCAUCAGCAGCUGAAGGAAGUUUCAGUGGAAGAGAGGCCACCCGUGAGCAGAGCUGCUCCUCAGCCUGAGAAACUGCAGAAGAACAAUGUCAACAAAAAAAAGAAACUGGUUGAGGAGCUGGCUUUAGACCAUGUGUUUGGGUACAGAGGAUUUGACUGUCGCAACAACCUCCAUUACCUGAACGAUGGUGCUGAUAUUAUUUUCCACACAGCUGCAGCAGGCAUUGUCCAAAACCUCUCCACUGGCAGCCAGAGCUUCUACCUGGAGCACACUGAUGACAUCCUGUGCCUGACGGUGAACCAGCACCCCAAGUACAAGAACGUGGUGGCCACCAGCCAGAUCGGUACAACCCCCACAAUUCAUAUAUGGGAUGCCAUGAGCAAGCAAACCCUUUCCAUGCUGCGCUGCUUCCACACCAAAGGGGUCAAUUACGUCAACUUUAGUGCCACUGGCAAACUUCUGGUGUCGGUGGGAGUCGACCCAGAACACACCAUCACCGUCUGGAGGUGGCAAGAAGGGGCUAAAGUUGCCAGCAGGGGAGGACAUCUGGAGAGGAUCUUUGUUGUGGAGUUCCGCCCGGAUUCUGACACUCAGUUCGUGUCCGUGGGGGUCAAACACAUGAAGUUCUGGACCUUGGCUGGCAGCGCUCUGCUCUACAAGAAAGGAGUCAUUGGUUCCAUGGAAGAUGCCAAAAUGCAAACCAUGCUCUCUGUUGCCUUUGGAGCAAAUAACCUCACGUUCACUGGUGCCAUCAAUGGAGAUGUGUACGUGUGGAAGGAUCAUUUCCUGGUCAGGCUGGUGGCCAAGGCUCACACGGGACCGGUGUUCACCAUGUACACGACUCUGCGGGACGGGCUCAUUGUCACUGGAGGGAAGGAGAGGCCCACGAAGGAGGGAGGAGCAGUGAAGCUGUGGGACCAGGAGAUGAAGCGGUGCCGAGCCUUCCAGCUGGAGACCGGGCAGCUCAUCGAGUGCGUGCGCUCCGUGUGCCGGGGCAAGGGGAAAAUCUUAGUGGGAACAAAAGAUGGAGAAAUCCUUGAAGUAGGAGAAAAAAAUGCUGCUUCAAACUUGUUAAUUGACUGUCAUAUGGAAGGGGAAAUCUGGGGCUUGGCAACUCACCCCUCCAAAGACAUAUUUAUCUCUGCAAGCAAUGAUGGAACAGCCAGGAUCUGGGACCUGUCGGACAAAAAGCUGGUGAACAAGGUGAGCCUGGGGCACCCCGCGCGCUGCGCCGCCUACAGCCCCGACGGAGAGAUGGUGGCCAUCGGCAUGAGGAACGGAGAGUUCGUCGUCCUGCUGGUCAACAGCCUCAAGGUCUGGGGCAAGAAGAGGGACAGGAAAUCUGCAAUUCAGGACAUCAGGAUCAGUCCAGAUAACAGGUUUCUGGCAGUGGGCUCACAGGAACAUACUGUGGAUUUUUAUGAUCUCACUCAAGGCACAACCCUAAACCGAAUUGGCUACUGCAAGGACAUUGCCAGUUUUGUCAUACAGAUGGACUUCUCUGCAGACAGCAGGUACAUCCAGGUAUCCACAGGUGCCUACAAGCGUCAAGUUCACGAGGUGCCACUGGGAAAGCAAAUCACAGACCCUGCAGUAAUAGAGAAAAUCACCUGGGCCACGUGGACCAGCAUUCUUGGAGAUGAAGUCAUUGGGAUCUGGCCACGAAAUGCAGAUAAAGCAGAUGUCAACUGUGCCUGUGUGACCCACGCUGGCCUGAACAUAGUCACAGGAGAUGACUUCGGCCUGGUCAAGCUGUUUGACUUCCCAUGCACGGAGAAAUUUGCCAAACACAAGAGGUACUUUGGGCACUCGGCGCACGUCACCAACAUCCGCUUCUCGCACGAUGACAAGUUCGUGGUGAGCACCGGAGGGGACGACUGCAGUGUGUUUGUGUGGCGCUGUCUCUGAGGAGCCCCUGGCUGCUGCUGUCCUGCCCCAGCGAGGGAAUGAAUGUCCCUGGGGCUGCAGGAAUCCCAGCCCUGUUGCAGGCUGACAUUUCCAGAUCACUCAUCCCAACUUAGCGAGAGGGAAUGGGAGCUGGCGUUGGAGAGCCCGACGCCCUUGCGAAGGAAGCUGAGGUCUGAAGGGUAACCUGGGGAUCCCAAAGGGGUGAACGGUUCACUCACAAAGCUGCUUUUGCCUAAUACUGUGUUGUUCAAACAGUGUCUGAAAAGGGAGAAAACGCUGACAAAAUGCUGGGCCCUUUAAUAUCCAAAUUUGUGGCUUGAACAAAGUUCAAAAAGUGGGUGGGUUUUAACCACACCUGCUUAAAACUCCAAUUUAGUGCACUCAGUAAAGCUGGGAGGAUUUAACAGCAGGCUGGGGAGGGGGGAGGUCAUCCUUCAGCUUUCAUUAAUUGAAGGAGCAAAGUAUCCUUUUUUUUUAAGUCCAUUUUAUUUUUAAAUAUAUAUAUUUGGCAAAAUUUUCUAUCCAUGAAGUGCCUUGGAAUAAUUUUCUAGUAGUUUGGGCUGCAGCCUUGCCUCCCCCCCCUGCUUUUCACACAUGGUGCUAUGACUCUCACCCAGAGGAGGGCUAAACCAUUCUCACCUUUUCCAGCUGGGUACUUACAUUAUCCCUGGUUUCUGCUUUGGGUUUUUAAUUCCUUCACAAGUGAACUGCCCGUGUUUCCAACAGCGAGCGGCUCUGUGCUGGCAGAAGGCCAAAAAGGGACGGCAGCUCCUGGGCAGCUGCUCUUGCAGCCGGCAGCGCAAGCUCAACUCCAGCAGUGAGUGAGAGGAGAGCCUUUGGACAGACUUGGUUCAAGAGAUUUUAACACCAAGAUUGAGGAGUCAUUCCCCAAGUGUUCUGCAUGCUCCCCAUUUCUGGGAAAAUGUGCUUUACACUCCUACAGGCAGUGGCCAGCCAGAAUCUCGGCCUGGUGGGAAAAACCUCCAUCAAUUCCUAUUUCCUGUUCUGGAGGGGCAUCCUAAGCCUCCAAAGGAAUCCCUGCAAUGUCCCUAGAGCAGGGCCACGUGUGCCCUCCAGCCAGUCCGUGCUGCUUGCAAGCACAACAUAAAUCCCCUGGAACCAGGAAAUGCAGCUUUGUUUUCUUUGGGAAAAGCUUUUCCUGGCUGACUCUGGGUUCCUCUCCCUGUCCCUGCUUCUCCCUCACUCCACAGAGCCCCUUGGCCUGGGGGACAGCAAAGGAGAGCUGCCUCCAUGAGGAACUGGAACCAUGGACAGAUAUUCCCAAAAGGCAACUCAAGCCCUUCACUAUUUGUUAGAAUAUCUUGUCAAAACUAAAAACUCAAAGGACUCAAAAAGUGGAAUUGGAGGAAGUUUAAAAAGGAAUAGUAAAUAUGGGCAAUGUCAAAAUAGGUAUUUAAGAUACUUAAGAUUCUGGGCAUGGAACAACAUCCAUAUUUUGAAAUAAUUUGAAUUUCUUAAUUGAAAGAAAUAAAGGCUAAAGUAAAACAUUUAGACUUACAUUUAGUCUCUGAAAAGCAAUAGUGCUUU
Poecile atricapillus (Black-capped chickadee) is the source of this 7539-nucleotide messenger RNA. It is a transcript of the gene EML6, whose product is annotated as EMAP like 6. The record is from RefSeq and is a predicted model, not a curated record. The transcript is spliced from 41 exons. The coding region runs from base 115 to 5991 and encodes 1958 amino acids. Gene Ontology annotation, molecular function: microtubule binding. NCBI's taxonomy places the organism in Eukaryota, Metazoa, Chordata, Aves, Passeriformes, Paridae.